CAGGAAAGAGUAAACGAAUGGCGAGAAGAACAACGCACACGAAGAUUAGUAUCUACUUACUCCAUACACGGUACCCAUAAUUACUUUCUGGUAGUGUCGGGCGCUGAAUGCGACCAUCAGCUCCAAACGAACGGUACUAGCCCGCCCAGGUUUAGGAUUAUCUGGAAAUCGAUGAUUUGCGGGUUCGCGUACGCACUUGUAAUUUCAGCACCGGUUGAGGGUGGGCUUGGCAGGUUGUCGUGUGAGUUCUGUCCUCCAAUUCUCCUCGGCAAACAAAUCAGGCGGAAUAUGCGGAAAGGACGUGUGGAAAGUGGCAAGAAGACUCCCCCGUCAGUCCAUUCUUUGGGAGUGGGAAAGGACAAAAAGGAUCAUAUUCGAUGCAGGUAUCGGGUGAGGAUAUCAUCAGUCGAUAUAUUUGCAAUUUUUUUAUCUUAAGUACUUCUGUAAUGUGUGCAGGGUGCAGGACCAAGCGCAAUGCUAAGCGUCGACAGGGGAGCCAAAG
Aspergillus piperis CBS 112811 is the source of this 502-nucleotide messenger RNA. RefSeq lists its product as uncharacterized. Lineage: Eukaryota; Fungi; Ascomycota; Eurotiomycetes; Eurotiales; Aspergillaceae. The record is from RefSeq and is a predicted model, not a curated record. The coding region runs from base 172 to 435 and encodes 87 amino acids. The transcript has a single exon.